Messenger RNA from Grus americana (Whooping crane), 5576 nucleotides. RefSeq names its product ATPase phospholipid transporting 8B3 (gene ATP8B3). The record is from RefSeq and is a predicted model, not a curated record. Gene Ontology annotation, cellular component: plasma membrane. The coding region runs from base 815 to 4423 and encodes 1202 amino acids. Gene Ontology annotation, biological process: phospholipid translocation; Golgi organization. The transcript is spliced from 29 exons. Gene Ontology annotation, molecular function: ATP binding; magnesium ion binding; ATPase-coupled intramembrane lipid carrier activity. Lineage: Eukaryota; Metazoa; Chordata; Aves; Gruiformes; Gruidae.
CUCAUCACAUGCAACCCUGCCUUUACAGCUCCUACAAGGCUUUGCUCUGGACCCUGUCUCAUCCUGAAGCAUCAUUCCUCAGCGAGGGGCAUCCACGGGGCGUCUGCGUGUCACCCCCUGCCACCGAGCCACCCGGCGCGGGUCAGAGGCGCAGGAGGCUGCGCACAGGAUCCAGCCGCCACCGCCACGGGGCAGCCCCCACCGGGGUCUUCUGCGCCCAGAGAGGGGGGACACGCUGGGACGGUCAUCACGGUGCCCAGAGGAGCAUCCUCCAUCCCGGCCUCGGGCUGCGCUCGGCCUCCCAGCGCUCGCUUAAUUGCACUGGUGGGGGGAAUCAACUAAUUGCAGGGGCUGAUUGAUUGGUAAAAAUGUCAUCUUCGCCGGCCAUGGUUGCCAGGGCGACCCCGGCCGUUCUCCACCAGUGUCAUGAGUUCCCGGGUGCCCAAAGCCACCCGCCACGUGUCUCUGCGGGGACAGGAUGUGGAAAUCCCUUUCCUUCCUCCGGAUCCGACCCGCUGCUGCAGGAAGCAGCGAGCGGCUGUGAAAGCCGGGGUACGCAGAGGUUUGGGGCCGGGGCCUGUCCCCGCCAUGCCCAAGUGGCUCCUGGCCCUUCCCGGUGGUGCCGGUGCCGCCGUUGCCUGAGGGUCUUCGCAGGGCUCCGGCGCUGCACGUGCUGCUGGUGCAGAGGGAGGAGGCGGCGGGUGAAGGUCGAAACACCGAAUGUCCUCGUGGAUGCUGCUCCAGGGCCGGGGGUCAGCCCCACGGGAGCUGCCGGGGAAGAGCAGGCGCGAAAGAUCCUGGUAGUGGUGCCACCAUGGCUGCGCAAGACCCCGCCUCAGGCUGCCUGCAUGGAAAGAAGCAGCUGCCAGCUUUCACCUGGGAGGUGAAGGCCAAUGACCGGAACUACCACAUGCAGUUCAAGAAGAAAGUUGCCUUCUGUCUGACCAAGAAGAAGUACGCGGGCAAUGCCAUUAAGACAGCCAAGUACAACAUCUUUACCUUCCUGCCGCUGAACCUCUAUGAGCAGUUCCACCGAAUGGCCAACGUCUACUUUGUCUUUGUUAUCCUCUUACAGACCUUCCCUGAGAUCUCCACGCUGCCCUGGUACACCCUGCUGUUCCCCCUGAGCUGCCUUCUCACCAUCCGGGGUCUACGAGACCUGAUUGAUGACAUUGGCCGUCACCAAAGUGACAGAAACAUCAACAGCAGACCCUGUGAAAUCCUCUCUGGGAAGAGCUUCCGCUGGCAGAAAUGGCGUGACAUCUGUGUUGGAGACAUCGUCCGCCUGCGUAAGGAGAGCUUCGUCCCGGCCGACAUGCUCUUGCUGUGCAGCUCAGAGCCCAGCAGCCUGUGCUACGUGGAGACUGCUGACAUCGAUGGGGAAACAAACCUGAAGUUCAGACAAGCCCUUCUGGUCACCCACCAGGAGCUGGUGAGCGAGGAGAGCAUGGCUGCCUUUGAUGGGAGAGUGAUCUGUGAGGAGCCCAACAGCCGCAUGCACAGCUUCACCGGCACGCUGGAGUGGAGGGGCGAGACCUACGCGCUUGACAGCGAAAGGAUCUUGCUGCGAGGCUGUAAGCUUCGCAACACCGACGUUUGCUAUGGCUUGGUUAUCUACGCAGGAUUUGAUUCCAAAAUUAUGAGGAACUGUGGAAAGAUCAAGCAGAAGAAAACCAAGCUGGACCGCAUGAUGGACCGGCUGGUGAUCAUAAUCUUCCUGGUGCUGUUGGUCACGUCGCUGUGCCUCGCCAUUGCCUCUGGGUUCUGGGCCAGGACGUUCCAGGAGAAGCACAGCUACCUCUCUGCUCUCUACAAGCACACGACUCCUGCCCAGCAGGCCUUUUUCAACUUCGGGGGCUUCACGAUCCUCCUGAGCAUCAUCAUACCCAUGUCCAUGUAUAUAACGUUUGAAUUCAUCUAUCUGGUGAACAACUUUUUUAUCAGCUGGGAUCUGGAAAUGUAUUACGCUGUCAAGGACAUUCCAGCAAAAGCCAGAAGCACCAGCCUCAAUGAUCAGCUUGGCCAGAUCGAAUAUAUCUUCUCAGACAAGACUGGCACCUUGACACAAAAUGUUAUGAGCUUCAAGAAAUGCUGCAUCAAUGGGACCAUCUAUGGUACGAGCACGGGCCACGAGAACAAGCAGCCAUCGGGGUCGGGGUUGACCCGGAGCCACCACGGGGAGAAGUUGGACUUUUGCGACAAGACGCUGCUGGAAGCUGCCUGGCGUGACAACGACCCCGUGCUGAGGGAGUUCCUGAGGCUGCUGGCCCUCUGCCACACCGUCAUGGUGGAGGAGAAGGGCGACCAGCUGGUUUAUCAAGCAGCUUCACCCGAUGAGGAAGCGCUGGUGUUGGCAGCCAGGAACUUGGGGUACGUCUUCCUGGCCCGAACGCAAGACACCAUCACCAUCAGUGAGCUGGGGAUGAAGAGGACGUACAAAGUGCUGGCCAUGCUGGACUUCAACAGCGAUCGCAAGAGGAUGUCUGUCCUGGUGCGAGACCCCCAGGGCACAAUCCGGCUCUACACCAAGGGGGCUGACACAGUCAUCCUGGAGAGACUGCAGGGGCGAGGGCCCAAUGAGACCUUCACCGAGAUGGCGCUGGAUCGCUUUGCAGAGGAGACACUGAGGACUUUGUGCCUGGCCAGCAAGGAGGUGAGCGAGGUCGAAUACGGCACGUGGAGCAGGAGGCACUGCGAGGCCAGCAUCCUGCUGCAGGACCGCGCACGGGAGCUGGACAAGCUGUACGAGGAGAUGGAGCAGAACCUGCAGCUGCUUGGGGUCACGGCCAUUGAGGACAAGUUGCAAGAUGGAGUCCCUGAGACCAUCCAGCUGCUGAAACUGGGCAACAUUAAAGUGUGGGUGCUGACGGGAGACAAACAAGAGACCGCAAUGAACAUCGGCUACGCAUGCAAGCUGCUCACGGACGACAUGGAGAUCCUGGAGGAGAAGGAGAUAAGCGAGAUCCUCGAGGCUUACUGGGUGAGCAGCAACAACCUCAGCAGCCGCGGUGAAGCCCUGUGCAGCGGCCGCCUCUCCCAGGAGCACCCAGAGCCUUCGUGCCACAAGAAGAGAGCUCUCAUCAUCAGCGGGGACUUCCUGGACAAAAUCCUCCACACGGGAGAGGUGCUGAAGGAGAAGAAGGGGCGGCUGUGGCGGUGGUUGGCUUGCUGCAGGGCUACGGACUCGCAGGAGCAGGGCAGUCUGGUGGAGAAGGCCUUCGUGGACUUGGCCACCAGCUGCCAGGCGGUGAUCUGCUGUAGGGUGACCCCCAAGCAGAAAGCCCUCAUCGUGCAGCUGGUGAAGAAGCACAAGAAAGCCAUCACGCUGGCCAUCGGGGAUGGGGCCAAUGAUGUCAACAUGAUCAAAACCGCUGACAUCGGAGUGGGCAUCAGCGGGCUGGAGGGCAUGCAAGCCGUGCAGUGCAGCGACUACGCCCUGGCACAGUUCUCCUAUCUCCAGCGCCUCCUGCUCGUCCACGGCCGCUGGGCGUACCUGCGCAUCUGCAAGUUCCUCCGUUACUUCUUCUACAAGACCUUUGCUGGCCUUAUGGCCCAGGUCUGGUUUGCUUUCCAUAGCGGAUUCACAGCUCAGCCUCUGUAUGAAGGCUGGUUCCUUGCGCUCUACAACAUUUUCUACACCGCCUGCCCCGUGCUGUCCAUGGGCCUUCUGGAGCAGGACGUGAGUGCUAAGAAGAGCCUGGAGUUCCCUGAGCUCUACGUGAUUGGGCAGCAAGAUGAGCUCUUCAACUACCGCGUUUUCAGCGUCACCCUCCUGCACGGGGUCAGCACCUCGCUCGCCAGCUUCUACAUUGCGCUCUGGGCCUUCGAAGACCACGUUGGCAGCAAGGUUGUCGGCGACUACGAGUCCUUCGCCGUCACGGUGGCCACGUCAGCAUUGCUGUCAGUCCUCAUGGAGAUCAUCCUGGACACCAAGUUCUGGACGGCGGUGUCCCUCCUGAUGGUCACAGCCAGCCUGCUGUUCUUCUGCUUCCUCUCCUUCCUGACCCAAAGCAUCGAUGCCUUCAGGAUAGCCCCUACUGUCUUCUGCUUUCCAGAGGCCAGCCGGAAUGCCCUGACUGAUCCCUAUGUCCUACUAGUGGUCCUGCUGUCCCUGGUGGUGAACACCGUCCCCUCGCUCACCAUCCGCUUGUACCGCACCAUCACGGGCAAAACCACCAUCCAGCAGAAGAUCCGCCUGAAGGCCAGGCGGGAGCCGGAGCCCUCGGUGGAGCUGCGUGCCCAUGUCCCUCGCGGCUCCUUCCACCGCCGCUCCAGCUACGCCUUCUCGCACCAGGAGGGCUACGCCGGCCUCAUCACCCGCGGGGACAGCCUGCGCGCCGGGGCCACCCGCAGCACCGCCCCAGGCCUCCUGCCCCCAGAGACGACGCCGGGUUUGUCCUCCCUCCCCAGCCCCUCGGAGUAGCUGCCCUGGCUGGCAUCAACCUCCCGCCGUGCUGGGACAGGGGAGGUGCCGUCAAGGCGCAGAACUGGCUGGCUCCCUCCUUUUAUGGGCAUUUUUUUAAUCUUAUUUGGAUGGUUUUGAAGUGUGGGCAGCUCCCCAUGGCUGCAGAGGGGCUUGGUCCAGCCUGGGGGGGCUGCUGCUCCAGGCGCUGAGCCAUGGGAAGUGUUCCACCAGCAGCUCCAUCUCCCCCACGCAGCGCGUGCACGGGCUUUGCAGGAGCCCGUAGAGCUCUGAAAACCACCAACUUCUGGCGCCACGCUCGGCCCCUCGCCCCGCGCCUCCCUGGCUGGCACCCCAGCCCCCCCCCCGCCGAGCCCCCUCAGAGCCGGGGCUUCCUCCUGCCUGAGCCGCAUCCUGCUCCAGGCCAGACCCACAAGCAGCAACUCUGCUGCCCCAGGCUCGUUAUUCCACCGCUGAAUUAAUAAAAUGCCCUGAUGCAAGCCCAGCGGUGGGGCUGGGUGGUGGGUGCAGCCCCUCACCCCUGCUCGCUCUCUUGUGCACGGGGCGGGGGGGCCGAGCUUCAGCGGCUGCACGAAGACCCUCGUCUUGUUUUCCCAUGGCUGCAAGGAGCGCAGCGCAGCGCAGAGCCGGCCGCCCUCCCCGCGCAGGGCUGGAGCCGGCACCCGUGGCUUCCACGUGCAGCGACCCAGCAGAUCAGACCCGAGCAGGGUAAUUUUCAAAUGCCCCCCGUUUUCUGGAGGAGGACCUGCGUGUGACUGAUUACCUGCAGGUUCUGCUGCUGCGGCCAAACCAGCCCGGCUUCUUGCAGCCUCUCCCCGCCGUCUCCACCUCCUUGUCUUUGCCGUCCCUGCGCGAGGUGCGUAUGGCGGUGGUGUCUAUGUGCCAUGGCCCGUGUCCACAGCAGCCACGUCCCACGCCCCAGGACCGAUGUCCCCAUCUCUGGGGGAUGUUUGGGCCACGGGCUGUUUGCUGCAAAGCCCUGAAAAGUACCUUUGGGGAGAGGGCGAAGCGUUCAGGGUGAUGUUCGUCAGCUCUGCCCCGCGGGCACGGGAGCACACGUCCUGCGGAGCCACGCUUUUGGGGACAGCGGCUGCGGGAGAAGUUGUGCGUGAUCAACCGACCGGUGAUCGCAUCACACUUUUUAUUAUUUUUA